Pseudoliparis swirei is the source of this 951-nucleotide messenger RNA. RefSeq lists its product as uncharacterized. The record is from RefSeq and is a predicted model, not a curated record. Bases 1 to 951 code for a protein of 316 amino acids. NCBI's taxonomy places the organism in Eukaryota, Metazoa, Chordata, Actinopteri, Perciformes, Liparidae. The transcript has 3 exons.
AUGGCCCAGCUCAACGCAGCCUCCGAACGGGUGUUGGGACAGAUGAAGUAUCCAGCAUUUCAUCUCUCGAGCACCGACACUGGAGAGAAGUUUGGCCUGCAGUACGUUGAGCCUGGUUGCCGCCCAGUUCCUGUGGACUGGGACAAGCACAGGACCAAGUCGGACUCUGCCCCCCCCGGCCCUGAAUCCACCUCCUCAAAGCAGCGUGCCUACUGUCCAGUCAUCCUCACCCUUCAUGGCACCACAGAAGCUGUUCCAGUUUCCACGCCCUGUGGAUUCUGCUGCUGUCAAACCAGACAAACAUGUCGGCCGUCUGCGCUGCUGUCUCGCCGACUGCCGCUGCACUGGACCUGUGAAGACAGGGGAGUGUUUGUGUUGGACCACAAGCGGUGGCCGGCCCCCAUGAAGGCAACUAUUGACAACCUGCUCAAUAAACACCGUGGCAUGAAGGACAUGCUCAAGCUAGUGGACCAGGACUAUGCUGCUCUAGUUCACAACUCUUGCACAGACCCAAACAGCAUGCUCCACCCAACAACGAAACACCACAUCUUACAAUACAUUAAACACCUCUGCAAAUUACUGAACACCAGCUCGUCUUUAAACACCAGCCCCGAAAAACUGCAAGAGCGGCAGGAACUCUGGCACGCUCUGACAAAGGGCAGCGAGACGACCCGGGUGCCGGUUGUAACAAUGCCUGUUGCAGUCGUGAACCCACCUCCACCUCGUCAGACCCUCACUAAAGCCUCUAUUGAGCAAAUUGUUCAAAAUCUAAUCGAAAAACAACAACAGCAUCAGCAGCAACAACAACAACCAGUGGCUUCAAAGAAGCAGACAAAAACGUGCCUUUCCUGUGGUCAGCCAAAGUCCAGGAACACAGUUCUUUCAGCAGGAACUGUCUGCCACGAAGAAAAGGGUGUUGGAGAGAGGCCAGCAGAAGAGGAAGAGGACUGA